AUGCGGGCCCUUCCUUGCCUGUUCCUUCUCCUGCUGCUCCAGGAGGCCAAAGGGGACUCUGGAGAUGAUGUGGAUCCUGAGGAAGUGGUCGCUGUCCUUCAUGAAUCCACUUAUCUCCCCCUGGAAAUACCGUCCGAUGAAGAGGUCGAGGACAUCAUCUGGUCCUCCCGCAAGAGGCUUGCAACUGUGGUGCCAGAGAAAGAGGGGCAUCCCGCUACCAUCACGGUGACCGACCCACAUUACCAGGGCCGAGUGAGCUUCCUGAGGCCCAGCUACUCCCUGCACAUCAGCAAUCUGAGCUGGGAGGACUCAGGGCUUUACCAAGCUCAGGUCAACCUGGGGACAUCCCAGAUCUUUGCCACGAGGCACUACAAUCUACGUGUCUACCGAAGGCUGUCAGAACCCCAAAUCACUGUGAACUUCGAGAUCUCUGGGGAACGCACCUGUGAUAUGUCCCUGACAUGCUCCAUGGAGAAGGCAGGCAUGGAUGUGACCUACAGCUGGCUCUGCUGGGGGGACAACACUGAGACAGUACAUGAAGGCCCUGUCCUCAGCACAUCCUGGAGGCCUGGGGACAGUGCCCUCUCCUACACCUGCAGGGCCAGCAACCCUGUCAGCAAUGUCAGUUCUCGUCCUAUCCCUGCUGGCUCCUUCUGUGCAGAUCCCAGAUACCCUUCUGAGAACCCCUCAACAGCCUUCUGCCUCCUGGCCAAGGUGUUGCUCCUCCUCUUGCUCUUGGUAAUCCUGGCCGUGGGGAUCUGGAUCACCCGAGUCUGGAAAAGGGGCAAAAUGCCAAGAAUGAAGAAACUCAGGAGAAACAGAAUGAAACUGAGGAAGAAGAGGACGCCUGGCCCCAGCCCUAUCUGA
Messenger RNA from Propithecus coquereli (Coquerel's sifaka), 867 nucleotides. RefSeq names its product SLAM family member 9 (gene SLAMF9). The record is from RefSeq and is a predicted model, not a curated record. The transcript has 4 exons. Gene Ontology annotation, biological process: T cell activation. Gene Ontology annotation, cellular component: external side of plasma membrane. The coding region runs from base 1 to 867 and encodes 288 amino acids. NCBI's taxonomy places the organism in Eukaryota, Metazoa, Chordata, Mammalia, Primates, Indriidae.